Messenger RNA from Pseudomyrmex gracilis, 2000 nucleotides. It is a transcript of the gene Mt2, whose product is annotated as tRNA (cytosine(38)-C(5))-methyltransferase. Bases 49 to 1200 code for a protein of 383 amino acids. The record is from RefSeq and is a predicted model, not a curated record. Lineage: Eukaryota; Metazoa; Arthropoda; Insecta; Hymenoptera; Formicidae. Gene Ontology annotation, molecular function: methyltransferase activity. The transcript is spliced from 3 exons.
CUAUGUUCUUCUAUAUUCAACUUGAUUUAACAGUUUUGCAGUAAAAAUAUGUCAAAUUUUCAGUUCUGUAACAGAAGACAGAUAACUUUUUUUCUUAAAUAUCGCAUCAAAUUGCCGAUAAUGAACGUAUUAGAAUUGUACAGUGGCAUUGGAGGAAUGCAUUUUGCGCUCCGUGAAAGCCAACUACAAGCAGAAAUUGUGGCUUCAGUGGAUAUUAAUCAAGUUGCUAAUGAUGUCUACCGAUAUAAUUUUCCAAAAACUCUUCUUAUGAACAGAAACAUUCAGUCUGUCACUGCACAGGAAUUUAAAAAACUAAAUAUAGAUGUGAUUUUAAUGAGUCCUCCGUGCCAACCUUACACACGUGGUGGACUAAAGAAAGAUGAUAAGGACGCUAGAUCUUGCUCACUUUUGCACUUUUUGAACUUAUUACCAAAAUUAAACACUGUCAAGUAUCUUUUGCUUGAAAAUGUUAAAGGUUUUGAAGUAUCUCAAAUGAGAGAUAGGUUGGUAGAUUGUUUAAAAAGCUGUGGCUAUGUGUACAGAGAGUUAAUGUUGAGCCCGUAUGACUUUGGAAUACCAAACAGCAGACUCAGAUAUUAUUUAUUAGCAAAAAAAGACAACUUACAUUUCUGCUUUGAACAGUCUUCACUUGAAAAUAUUUUGCAAUCAAAGUUGUUACCAAACAGUGUACAUUCUGAACUAGCAGAGAAAGAAGGUAAAUAUAACACCAAAUUUGGCAAGAUGUGUUAUACACUGAAAAAUAUUUUGGAAGAUGGUGACGAAUCCAAGUAUUUGAUUCCUCCACAUUUGUUACAAAAAAGAGCUUGGGUAUUAGACAUAAGAACAUCAGACAGCAAUGGUUCUUGUUGUUUCACAAAAGGAUAUGGUCAUUACUUGGAAGGUACUGGAUCUGUUUAUUGUCCAUUUACAGAUGAAAUAAUUAAACAAAAAUAUAGCAAAGUUGAUAGUUGCAAAAAUAAUCCAGAUGAACAACUGCAACUCUUGUCAAAAUUAAAACUUAGAUUUUUUUCACCCAAAGAGGUGUGCAGAUUAAUGUGUUUUCCUGAAGAUUUUAAAUUUCCACAACAUAUAACAGACAAACAAAAAUAUAGAUUGUUGGGAAAUUCAAUAAAUAUUCAUGUAGUUAGCAGAUUGAUACUUUUGUUAUGUUCUGAAAAUAAUAUAAUAAACAAUAUAUAGAAUUAAAUAUGAAAUAACUUUUACUUCAGUCACAGGCGUUUGUUAUAUUAUUCUAUUUUAUUUAUUAUUUAUCUGUAUGUUGCUUCUCAUAUAUUCUAAGCUAAUCAUAUAUAUAAUACUAAUGAUUAUAUAUACAGAGUGAUUCAGAACAAUUUUUUGUCCUUGAAAAUACAUAUUCUUGACUAAAUUCUGAGACAACUUUUUAUUUGGCAAAUUUUUCAAGAGUUACGCCACCCCUUUCUUCCUUUUGUAUUCGACUCAUGGUAAGUCACCUAUUUUUAUUAAUAAUUGAAAAAGUAACUUCAGACAAAAUUUUGUCAAAUAAAAAGUUCUCAGAAUUUAGUCAAGAAUACAAAGAUUGAGUAUCGGUCUACUCACAGGGCAUUGGGCCUUUAAGGCACAUUUAUACAACCUAGGCCUAGUUGAGGAGAGUAGUUGCAGAUUUUGCAAGGAGGAAAAAGAGGACAGCGUGCACAUACUGUGCCGCUGCCCUUCACUAGUACUCAAGAGGUUCAGAUUCUUAGGCUCCAUGUUUGUGGAGCCUGAGAACCUGAAAAGAUUCAAGAUCGGCCAUCUGUGCAGCCUGGCAGCAAAUGCCGGGCUAAAUCAGUAUGGUCGUUAAAUAACCAGCGGGAGUCGCAGAGGAUCAUGAGAUCUAGGUGACACUAAGGGUAUUGAUAGCCCCCCGCUCAUUCUUAUCUAUCUAUCUAGUCAAGAAUAUGUAUUUUCAAGGAUAAAAGGUUGUUUUGAAUCACUGUCUGUACGAAUCUCCCUUAUAUAUAUAUAUAUAUAUAUAUAUA